AUGACUUCCUUGAAAUCUCAUUACAGGAAAAAGAUCGUUGCUCCUCUUAGGAAUAGGAAGUCAGUAAACUCCUUCCAUCUAACAGAGGAAGCGUAUGCAAAACAAAAGUCAGUUGAGGCUGAAGAAAACGCCGAGAAUAUGUUACUGAUGAAGUUGAUUGGGAUUCGUCGAUUGACUGCGACUCGACUUGGGUUUGUGCUUUCAAUCCAUAAAAAAGGAACAAGAGCUAAACGGGGGCGUUCACAGUAUUGUGGAGUAGACCUGAGAACUAAUGGCUUCUCAAGCUUGCCUCCCUUAUUCCUCCCAGUAUGCCUUACAUCUCUCUUGCAAUAUGUGGCUAUACGACGGUUCUAUGCCCAAUCGCUAACACCACUCAAGAAUUGUAUCUCAAGUGAGAACUAA
Messenger RNA from Eruca vesicaria subsp. sativa (arugula), 402 nucleotides. The record is from the annotation of a GenBank genome assembly. NCBI's taxonomy places the organism in Eukaryota, Viridiplantae, Streptophyta, Magnoliopsida, Brassicales, Brassicaceae.